CUCUGACCUGAGGCAGUGGGAGGAGACUUUGACAAUGAAUGUGCUGAGGACACAUGUUUACAAUGAUGGGGAAGAAUGGCGCUGCACAGGAGCACUGGACACUAUGGUGCCUUUGAACAGCUUGACAGUCAAGGAAGCUAACGAAAGUCACUGCAGAAGGACUGACCUGUAGUGUCUUUGGAGGAACAUGCUAAACAGACAUUGAAUGAGUUAUCACAGAAGCUGAUAGCAUUUGUUCUGUACCAAGUACAAUACACACUCUGUUCCCUGACAAUCUGGGACAAGGGGGACGAGUCAUCACAAGGACGAACAGGACAAACUGUGAAGUUCAUUUCUCAGGGAUCACUUCUCAGGGAUGACCAGUGCUCGGCUGCUGAACACUUAACCAGAAGAGUCUGUGUUGUUUGGUGCCUAACCUUCACACAGGAUGGCAUCCACUGUGUCCUCAGUACCCCGUGGCGUCUUCGGCCCCUCGUCGCCUCCUCCAGCUGUCUGGCCUCCUCUGGACUUCGCCCUAGGUGCCCUUGCCUGCUGUGCGGCCUGCGUGUUCACCAAUCCCUUGGAGGUCGUAAAGACCCGUCUGCAGCUUCAGGGAGAGCUGCGUGCACGGGGAUCCUACCAGAGACACUACCGCGGAGUCCUGCAGGCCCUCUGGGUGGUGGGCCGCACAGAUGGGCUCCGGGGCCUGCAGAAGGGGCUCUCAGCUGGGCUGAUCUACCAGGGUGUGAUGAAUGGUGUGAGGCUGGGCUCCUACUCCUACUGUGAAGCUCUGGGUAUCACCUCGUUCCAUGGAGGGAGUCUGCUGUCAGGGGCAGGGGCAGGGGCGCUGGGUGCCUUCAUUGCCUCUCCUGCCUACCUGGUGAAGACCCAUCUGCAGGCUCAAACUGUGCAAACUAUAGCAGUGGGCCACCAGCAUAACCACCUGGGAGUAUCUGAUGCCUUCGUUACCAUCUAUAGAAGAGAAGGUUUAAUUGGCCUUUGGAGGGGUGUGAACGGGGCCGUGCCUCGAGUCAUGGUGGGAUCAGCUGCCCAACUGGCAACCUUCACCUCGGCCAAGGACUGGGUGUCACAUUCCCAGUGGUUUAGUCCAAACAGCUGGCUUACGGCUCUGAUAGCUGCCAUGAUCAGUGGAGUCGCUGUGGCGAUCACAAUGACACCAUUUGAUGUUGUUAGUACACGUCUCUACAACCAGCCGGUGGAUGAGUCUCAUAGGGGCCGUCUGUAUCAUGGAUUUUCAGAUUGUAUGCUGAAGGUGUGCCAAGCUGAAGGCCUGCUGGGGUUGUAUAAAGGCAUGGGCCCAGUCUUCCUGCGUUUAGCCCCACACACGGUGCUCAGCAUGCUGUUCUGGGAUGUGAUGAGGCAACAGACAAUAAAGGACAACCACAGCCAGGGAAGAAGCUAAAACAUCCCAAACAACUGUGCAGGAUUGACUGUUAAGAGGUCAAUCAAUUAAAUAUUAAAAAAGUAUAUAUAAAGUAGCUGACAAACUAUCAGGUUUUACUUUAAUACCUCAAAUGAUGAAUCUACAAGCAAUGCCUCGGGCUUCCACGUGCUGACUUGAAUGAGAGACGUGAGGCCCACGUGGCUUUCAAGAAUAUCAGGAUAUCAAUGGAGAGCCGAUGACCUGAACAACGGGUCUGGAUUGUUAAAACAUAAGCUAUGUAUUCCAGGUUUAUAGUGAGGCUGCUGUAAACUGUCACAGUUUGAUGGAUGACUCCAGUUGCCUUGUCUGUUAUAUGAUGGGAAUGUUUUUAUCUACUGACAUAUGAACUACUGGUACCUAAAGCCAAGAAUGCCAUUUCAUUCAACGAUUUUAUUUACAGAAAUGUAACCUACGGGUAUUUCAAGCCUUUAAACAAUUGAUGACAAUUAAUAAUAAUAAUAAUAAUAAUAAUAAUAAUAAAGACUUUUUUGUAUGAAA
Molecule: messenger RNA, 1921 nt
Organism: Morone saxatilis (striped sea-bass)
Lineage: Eukaryota; Metazoa; Chordata; Actinopteri; Moronidae
Gene: slc25a34
Product: solute carrier family 25 member 34
Exons: 6
Coding region: 428-1402 (324 amino acids)
Source: RefSeq, a predicted model, not a curated record